AUCAUGAUCAUUAAUUGUCAUUAAUUUUUGUUUACAAUGUUUUGAGUAUUUAUUUUGGUAAAUAAUUUCAAUUCUAUGACCAACAGUGUUGCCCUGGUGGUAGCGUUCUCAUUUAUCAUUAAUGAUAUACAUUUUUUUAUUGAUUCCAGUAUCCUCCAAAACAAACACUUCACAUCGAGCCUUGUCUAUUUACUAAGCGUAUGCCUUGUUCUUCGCAAGAUCACCUUGAUUCCUGGCAUCGUAUCUAAGAAAUGGCCCAUGAUAUGUUUCAUUACAGAGGUACCCAUAUCAAUAGUAAUACUAGAAGCAUUCCUGUUCUAUUUUUGGAAGCCAGUUCAAGACUAUUUACUCCUACACUCUGAUACUAUCCUGGUACAUUUGGCCGAGGAAAGGAGUUUGGACUGGCUUGUCUGUCACCUAUGCUGUGGACACAGUAACUGCUCAGAAAUAUUUGCAGAUGUUAUAUUGAAGUUUUUAAGCUUUGUCAUUCUGUUUUCUGUUAGCUUUAUUUCUGUGAAACAUUUAUGAUAUUGUUACUUGCUGGUUUUAAAGUAAAAUUGAUGACGACA
This is a messenger RNA of Spodoptera frugiperda (fall armyworm), 569 nucleotides long. RefSeq lists its product as uncharacterized. NCBI's taxonomy places the organism in Eukaryota, Metazoa, Arthropoda, Insecta, Lepidoptera, Noctuidae. The record is from RefSeq and is a predicted model, not a curated record. The coding region runs from base 76 to 528 and encodes 150 amino acids. The transcript has 3 exons.